CCUGUGAAGCCGUCGCCUGGCGCUUUCUCUCCUGCGAGCGCCGAGAAACGAGCUCGGAAGCCGUUCGUCCUGAACCGCCGCAGCGCGCAGGCUUGCGGUCCGAAAAUGCGCGAUUUGAGACGGCGAGCGCAGAGAUUCGGGUCGGGAAUCCCCCCGGUAAAACUGCUGCCGGUGGACAGACGCUGGUCGGCCGCUCUCUUCGCCAUGUCGCCCGGAGGUCGCCUGUACGCGCUGCUGCUCUGUCUGUGUCCCACCUUGCAAGCCCAGUCGGAGACUCCCGUCUUCGUCAGGGUAACAGAGGGGCAGGGGGCCACUCUGCCCUGUGAGAUAAAGCAGCGCGUCUCCAGGGAGGAGCUCAGCGUGAUCUGGGAGACCCCCGAGGAGAGGGUCUUCACCCUGAUCAAGGGGACGCCUCGAUAUGGUGCAGGGUUCGAGAACCGAGUGAACUUUGAAAGCGCGAACAGAGUCGCCGAUGGGGACCUCUCCCUCAACAUCAGUGGGAUACGAGUGGCGGACAGAGGAGUCUACAGCUGCUACUGGACUCGGGACAGCCACACUCUGCGGUUCGCGUGCAGCGUCGUGGUGGCUGUCGCAGAGAGAGGCCAUUUGGAUCGCGACCCCACUUCAAAUCUUGGAUCAGAGGCAGAGAGCUCAACUCCAAGCAAUCCAACCACCCCCCCUGCGGAAACAGGUGUGAGAAACAGGGAAUACCACUGGAUCAUUCUUCCAGUUGCUGCUACAGCAGUAGCUACGCUGGUGCUCGCUCUUGUGUUUGUGGUGCUGAUGAAGAAGAGGAUCACAAAGCUGGGGGAACUGAAACAGCAGAGAGGACUUACAGCCGUGACAGUUGUAUCAGAUGAAGAUUUCUCUGCCAUUAAAAAGAAUCUGCUCUCCAACGGACACCUCCCUUCGUCUGGGCCUGCAGAGCUCUCCAGUGGACACCUCACUGCCACCAAAGACCCCCUCCUGUUGUGACUGUGUGCUGAGACUCUGUCCCCUGUCCAGCUCCAGACUCUCAGCUGUCCAGCUCCUCUAGACUGGUCACUCUGUGUGACGGUCAGCUCCCUGCUGUCCCCUGUCCUCUGCUCCGGAGUGGACACUCGUAACUCGCCAUCGGAGCCCUGCUGCCUGCACCAGGGCAUGCUGGGACGGCGGCCCCCUGACCGAGGAGGAGGAGGAGGAGGGGUCAGAGUGCGGGCCGCAGCCUGGCUGCCCGGGUGCUGUUUAACUCCGCCGGGCCGCGUCCCGCCGGUCCCAAGCCCGGAUGGAGGAGGAGGGAGGGCGGCAAAGGCGAUGUAGCGGGAGAACGAGUGGAAGACGGGGGAGCGUUUGGGGGGCAGUGCGGCCCGCGAUACACUCGCGCUGAGCGCCACUUCAGCCUUUUUAUUGUCGAUAUUAGCCACUUGACUCCGGGGCUGUCGGACCCAGCGCUGUCCUGCAAGCACAGGAUAUUAAGGAACAACUAAUAGGUUUAUUCCUGCUCUCCACAGGGAAGGGCGGUGACGUCACCGCACCGUCGAGCCGGCUCGCAUGACCUCUUAUGUCACAAGAGAUGGGUUUACUCCAGGCUGAAAAAAAGAAGAAAGAGAACACAACGUUUCGGAUGUCGAACCUUCUUCACACCUCACACCUGAAGAAGG
Lepisosteus oculatus (spotted gar) is the source of this 1640-nucleotide messenger RNA. NCBI's taxonomy places the organism in Eukaryota, Metazoa, Chordata, Actinopteri, Semionotiformes, Lepisosteidae. The record is from RefSeq and is a predicted model, not a curated record.